Molecule: messenger RNA, 2126 nt
Organism: Nasonia vitripennis (jewel wasp)
Lineage: Eukaryota; Metazoa; Arthropoda; Insecta; Hymenoptera; Pteromalidae
Product: cytochrome P450 9e2-like
Exons: 3
Coding region: 433-1956 (507 amino acids)
Molecular function (GO): oxidoreductase activity, acting on paired donors, with incorporation or reduction of molecular oxygen; monooxygenase activity; heme binding
Source: RefSeq, a predicted model, not a curated record
ACAGAUAUGAUAAGCGAUUGUUGUAUCACAAUGACCCGCCCAUUUUUCGAUUACGUUUAGGUGUUUGAUGUUAACUACGUUUUUCAAAAUAAAGCGCAAUGUCACCAUGGGUAGUUGAGCCUCUGGCGACGAACCGCUGAUCUUGACAGUGAAUGAUAAAUGCAACCUUGAUUACUUUCCGUCUCGGCUGCUGAGUAGUGCGGAGCGCAAGCGAAGCGUCAGUAAGACAUCAGAGCUCCAACAAAUUGUAUCCGUGAUUACUUCGGUGGUCAAGAAUAUAAUAUUAAUUUCAUCAUUGUUUGGUUUAAUAAAGUUCAAAUGAACUCUGAAUUAUAAAGGUUCAGUCACUUGUCUUACUAAAAUUAUCUACACUAGCUAAAUAUUCUGAAAAAUAGUAUAACAGCGUUUCUAGAAAAUUAAGAACCAGUCACAAUGACAUCUAUAAUGUUGCUAGCAGCGUACGGCUUAGCUGCGUUGCUUUUUUACGCAUCACUCCUUGUGCUACACCAAUUUACAUACUGGAAGCGUCGCAAAGUCCUUCACCUGGAACUUGUACCGAUUAUCGGUAAUAUGGCGCCAAUUAUGUUCCGGACUUCUUCUUUUCCAAUCCACUCUCAGAAUAUGUACAAGAAGUUUCCAGGAGCGCGUUAUUACGGCUUUUUCGAUCUGCAAAAGCCCUCGGUAAUCAUUAAGGAUCCAGACUUAAUUCGUGAGAUAUUCGUAAAAAGCUUCGACCAUUUCACGGAUCACGAUGCCUUCGUAACAGAAAAAAUGGAUCCGAUCGUGGGUCGUAAUAUUUUUUCUCUAAGAGGACAACGCUGGAAGGAAGUAAGGAAUACAUUGACUCCAAGCUAUACUGCUGCAAGAAUAAAAAUGCUGUUCGCACUUGUCGCUGAAUGUUCGAAAGACUUUGUUCAAUACUUUGUUGAUCAUCCUGAGUUGGCGGAAAACUUUGAAGCCAAAGACGCUAUAACUAGAUACACAAACGACGUAGUAGCUUCUGCUGCAUUUGGAGUAAAGGUUGAUUCAAUGAAGGAUCAGGACAACGAAUUUUAUCUACACGGCAAAGAGGUUACAAAUUUUUCUGCCCUUGCAGCCCUAAAGUUUACAAUCUUGAAAAAUUUUCCAAACAUUAUGAAAUUUUUCGGGACAACUUUUCUUCCAAACGCUACAGACAAAUUUUUCAAGAAGUUAAUUACGAAUACAGUCACAACAAGAAUCGAGAAAGGCAUCACAAGACAAGAUAUGAUGCAACUCUUGAUUCAAGCUAUGAAGAAAGACGACGGCAUUAAAGUGACCAUGGAUGACAUUAUUGGACAAGCUUUCUUCUUCUUCCUAGCUGGCUUCGAGUCCACGUCUUCUGCGAUGUGUUUCGCGCUUCAGGAACUAGCUGCAAAUCCCGAUAUCCAAGACAGACUUCGGCAAGAGAUAGACGAUGAGAUCGAGCAGCAUGGAGGCGAGCUGACCUACGAGUCUUUGGUCAACUUGAAGUACCUCGACAUGGUGAUGAGCGAAACUUUAAGAAAAUACCCUCCAGUAGCUAUUACCAACAGACUCUGCAACAAGGAGUACACGUUUCCACCACUCAUGGAAGGGUAUCCUGAAUACCAGAUGGAGGUGGGAACAAGCAUCCUAAUUUCCAUGUUCGGUUUGCAUCGAGAUCCUAAGUACUUCCCGGAUCCGGAAAAAUUCGAUCCAGAGCGUUUCAACGAUGAAAACAAACACAAGAUCAAUCCGUACACUUACAUGCCGUUCGGUAUCGGACCGCGUCAAUGUAUUGCUAAUCGCUUUGCUUUGAUGGAAGCGAAAAUUGUCAUCAUCGAUAUACUAAGAAAGUUCGUGGUAAAAUUCACCGAAAAGUCACACCAUCCUGUUACACUCAGUAAAAAGACUUUCAUACUGUCAGCAGAAGAGGGAUAUUGGUUUAAGUUUGAAGGACGAAAAAAAGUUGACUGAUUGGUCGUAUUAGUAUUUUUGUAUUAAAAUAACCUACAAACUAUAUAAUAACGAUGUAUAACCGUGUUUUUAUAAAAAGCAAUGUAGUUAUUAUUUUACGAUUAAAUUUUUUUAUCAAAUAAAUAUAACAAUCUAUUUUAAUACUUGAUAAUAAAAGCGUACAAUACUUC